Messenger RNA from Cyanistes caeruleus (blue tit), 864 nucleotides. The record is from RefSeq and is a predicted model, not a curated record. NCBI's taxonomy places the organism in Eukaryota, Metazoa, Chordata, Aves, Passeriformes, Paridae.
GUUCCUGCACCCUGUGCCCGUGUCCCCCCCUUUCCCGGGGGUUUCUCCUCCCUGCAGGCUCCUGCAGGGUCCCGCUGAGCUGGAAUGCCCCUCUCAAGCCCCGCAGCAGCGGAUACCCCCUGAUCAUCUUCUCCCACGGCCUGGGAGCCUUUCGGACCUUGUACUCUUCAAUCUGCACGGAGCUGGCGUCCCGGGGUUUCGUGGUGGCAGCGCUGGAGCACAGGGACCAUUCUGCUGCCACCACCUAUUCGUGCACGGCCCCGGCUGGCACGGAGGAGUGGAUCCCCUUCCAACGGGUGCCCCAAGGGCAGAAGGAGUUUUAUUUCCGAAACAAGCAGGUUCACCAGAGAGCGCAGGAAUGCGUGCGGGCGCUGCGGCUCUUCCAGGGCAUUGCCGGCGGAAGAUCUGUCCCGAACAUCCUUCACCAGGACUGGGAUCUCUCCGUGCUGAAGGACAACCUUGAUCUGAGCAAAGUGGCCGUCAUGGGCCACUCCUUUGGGGGGGUGACAGCGGUGCUGGCCUUGGUGAAGGAGCCCAGCUUCAGGUGUGCCGUGGCUCUGGAUGCCUGGAUGUUCCCUCUGGAGAACCUGCUGUACCCAGAGGUGCCCAAACCUGUGCUCUUCAUCAACACCGAGAAGUUCCAGACCCCGGAGAGCUUUGCUAAAAUGAAGAGGCUGAGCUCCAGGAACAGCCAGACGAGGAUUGUGACCGUGCUGGGAACCACGCACGAGGACCAGACCGACUUUGCCUUCCUCCCUGGGAAGCUGCUCAGCCGCAUCUUCGGCAGGAGGGGGAGCCUGGACCCCCACAAGGCUCUGGCCAUCACCAGCCGGGCAGCUCUGGCCUUCCUGCAGAGGCACCUGA